Molecule: messenger RNA, 787 nt
Organism: Calliphora vicina (urban bluebottle blowfly)
Lineage: Eukaryota; Metazoa; Arthropoda; Insecta; Diptera; Calliphoridae
Gene: Bin1
Product: histone deacetylase complex subunit SAP18
Exons: 2
Coding region: 96-545 (149 amino acids)
Biological process (GO): negative regulation of DNA-templated transcription
Cellular component (GO): nucleus
Molecular function (GO): transcription factor binding; transcription corepressor activity
Source: RefSeq, a predicted model, not a curated record
GAUAAAAUAAUUUUUUACACGAUAAUUUUGUAUUAUUGUCAUUUAAAAGGCAAAGACAUUAAUAAAAACUUUAAAGACAUUAAUUAAAGUUUACGAUGGCAAAUGUCGAAUCUAUGAUUGUAGAGGAUAAACCACAACCCAAACAAAUUGAUCGCGAAAAGACUUGCCCAUUGCUGCUGAGAGUGUUCUGCUCAACUGGAAGGCAUCACUCGGUAUCGGAAUAUAUGUAUAAUAAUGUUCCUACAAACGAGUUACAGAUAUAUACAUGGAUGGAUGCUUCGUUGCAUGAACUGACCUCCCUUGUCCGUGAUGUAAAUCCCGAUACUCGUAAGAAAGGAACCUACUUCGACUUUGCCAUAGUGUUUCCCAAUUAUCGCAAUAAUCACUUUCAAAUGCGUGAAAUUGGUGUAACGUGUACUGGCCAGAAGGGUGCUGAUGACAACAAAACGUUGGCACAAGCAAAGUUUUGUAUAGGAGAUUUUCUUGAUAUCUCUAUUACGCCUCCAAAUCGUCUACCACCAAUUAGACGCCAACGUCCGUACUAAAGAGCAUUUUAACUACAUAGAACAUAAUGUACAUCUUCAAACCCCCUCUCUACACUAACUUUUUAUCAAUAACUAGGAUACUUAAGAUUUUUGGUUUAUGUUUUAUUUGAUAUCAACAACUGCAUCCCGACAGUUAUUCUUAAAGUGUAAAAAAAUAUGGUAAGAAUUUAGAUUUCUUAGUUUAUUAUAAUUUUUUAAUAAAAUCUAAAACAAUGAAAGUAAAAUAUACACAACGUAAAUAA